CCCAUAUCGACCUUUUUUAGGUUUUUGGUUUAUGAUGUUGAGUUCAGUUCAACACUUUCCUCGAUCCAAAUUCAACUUGGUUAAGGAGCCUAAUAAACAUGCCUAAACAGACCUACUGAACUAUUUGUGUGUUUGUGUAUAUAUAUAUAUAUAUUAUAUCCGUUACACUGGUCAUAUAUAUUUCUCCCCAGAAACCCUUAAAAGUCUCUCUCUCUCUCCCCUCGAAAGCCCUUCUUCACCUGAGGGCUGAGUACGCCUCGUUGUGUCGCCGGCAAAAUCAACGGAUCGGCGAAGUUUUCGAGAUAUCUGUCUCCGUCACAAUUGCCGCAACCCUUUCCAUAAACAUCAUUCGCUCGUCGCCGGAAGAUUUAUUCUUUACUCUCUCAAAUCGACCGGCGUCUCACCGCUGUAAAUGCGGUUGAAAAGCCUUCAUUUUUUAGGAGCUUCUGCUCUCUAGCUUAAAGACACCAUGAACGCCUCAAUAAUCGAUCCGUUGCAGGGAGAUUUUCCGGAAGUGAUAGAGGAGUAUCUGGAACAUGGGAUAAUGAAAUGCAUUGCCUUCAAUCGCAGGGGAACGCUUCUUGCUGCUGGGUGCUCUGAUGGAAGCUGCAUUAUAUGGGAUUUUGAGACCAGGGGCAUAUCUAAGGAACUCCGAGAUAAGGACUGUGUUGCUGCCAUAACAAGUGUCUGUUGGUCAAAGUAUGGUCACCGCAUACUUGUGUCUGCUGCUGACAAGUCAUUAACGCUUUGGGAUGUUGUCAAAGGAGAGAAGAUAACACGAACAACUCUGCAGCAAACCCCAUUACAAGCUCGUCUACAUCCUGGUUCCUCUUCUCCAUCUCUUUGUCUGGCAUGCCCUCUCUCAUCUGCUCCCAUGAUUGUUGACUUGAACACUGGAAGCACAACUGUGCUUCCGGUCUCCUUGUCUGACACAGGCAGCGGAGUUGCCCCUCCAUCACGCGGAAAAUUUGCAGAUGGAUCUGCGCCAUUUACUCCAACUGCUGCAUGCUUUAACAAGUAUGGUGAUCUGGUUUAUGUUGGGAAUUCCAAAGGAGAAAUACUUAUCAUAGAUCACAAGAACAUUGAAGUACGUGGCAUUGUUCCCAUUUCUGGGGGUGCUGUAAUUAAGAAUAUUUCAUUCAGCAGGAGUGGGCAGUAUCUUUUGACCAACUCCAAUGAUCGUACAAUCAGGAUCUUUGAGAACCUUCUACCCUUGAAAGAUUGUCUUAAGGCCCUUGAUGAAUCACCUAAUACAUCAGAUGAGCUAGAUGGGGUUGACAAGUUAAAAGCUGUUGGAUCAAAGUGCUUAACAUUAUUCAGGGAAUUUCAAGAUUCCAUCACCAAAAUGCAGUGGAAAGCACCAUGCUUCAGUGGUGAUGGCGAGUGGGUUAUUGGCGGUUCUGCGAGUAAAGGAGAGCACAAGAUCUACAUAUGGGAUAGGGCUGGGCAUCUUGUAAAAAUCCUUGAAGGUCCAAAGGAAGCGCUAAUAGAUUUAACAUGGCAUCCUGUUCACCCUGUUGUUGUCUCUGUUUCCCUAACUGGCUUGGUUUAUAUUUGGGCUAAGGAUUACACUGAAAACUGGAGUGCAUUCGCUCCAGAUUUUAAGGAACUUGAGGAAAAUGAGGAGUAUGUAGAACGUGAAGACGAAUUUGAUCUGGUGCCUGAGGCUGAAAAGGUGAAAGAAUCAGAUGUUAAUGAAGAUGAUGAAGUUGAUAUUGUGACGGUGGAGAAUGAUUCAGCUUUCAGUGAUUCAGAUAUAUCACAGGAAGAAAUAUGCUUUUUGCCUGCCGUUCCUUGCCCCGAUGUUCCUGAGCAGCAUGACAAGUGUGUUGGAAGUUCUUCAAAGUUGGGGGACAGCAACCAUUCUGGAUCCCCUCUUUCAGAAGAGGCAGGGCUUAAUGGGCAAGCGAUGAACCAUGUAGGCAGUCCAAUCGAAGCAAUGGAUAAUUCUGCUGCUGAGGACACUGGAGGAACGAGCGUGAAAAGAAGACGGAAACCUUCCGAGAAGGGACUGGAAUUGGAGGCAGAGAAGGUCAGGAAACCUUUAAAGAAGAUGAAACCUUCUGGUAAAUCAUCCAAAAUAAAAAAUAAAUCUGUAGUUGAACAGGAAACUAGUAUUUGUGUAUUUGCUGAUGGUGUUAAUGGUGAGUACCAUUAGAUAUAACUCCUUAAUAAUUUAAUUUAUGUUGGAAAUUUCCUUCUCUCAUUUCAGCUGAAUGACUUUUCAUAUUAAUAGGUUAUUUCUAAAA
This is a messenger RNA of Cornus florida, 2249 nucleotides long. RefSeq names its product protein RBL. Gene Ontology annotation, cellular component: Set1C/COMPASS complex. The coding region runs from base 470 to 2158 and encodes 562 amino acids. The record is from RefSeq and is a predicted model, not a curated record. NCBI's taxonomy places the organism in Eukaryota, Viridiplantae, Streptophyta, Magnoliopsida, Cornales, Cornaceae. The transcript has 5 exons. Gene Ontology annotation, molecular function: protein binding.